Molecule: messenger RNA, 897 nt
Organism: Monoraphidium neglectum
Lineage: Eukaryota; Viridiplantae; Chlorophyta; Chlorophyceae; Sphaeropleales; Selenastraceae
Exons: 2
Coding region: 1-897 (298 amino acids)
Molecular function (GO): RNA binding
Source: RefSeq, a predicted model, not a curated record
AUGGACGGCCCCUCCCUGGCGGCGCUGCGGCACGUUUGCGCAGCCGAGGCGCGGCAGCUCGCCGCCGCAGGCUUCAGCGCGCUGCCGCAGCUGCUGCACGCGCUCCGCGGCGCCGGCGGCGGCGGCCAGCAGCAGCAGCAGCAGCAGCAGCAGCAGCAGCAGCAGCAGCAGCAGCAGCAGCAGCAGCAGCAGCAGCAGCAGCAGCAGCAGCAGCAGCAGGGCGAGCGGCGACGGGCGCUGCAGGCGCUCGAGAAGGCGCUCGGCCCAGCGGCGGCCAAGGAGGCGGCGGCGGUGUGCGACCGGAUGCCGCUCUGCUCGGUCUCCUGGCGCGCGCCGCGGCCGGCGCCGCGGGCGCGGCCGCGGGACGGCGACGGAAAGGGCGGGUCCGAGGGGCGGCAGCAGCAGGACGAGCGGGAGGCGGAGGGGCAGGACGAAGAUCAGAUGAUCUUGGAGGUGGAGAUCGUGCGGCUCGGCGGCAGGGGCCCUGGCGGCGGCGGCGGGGGCGGGGCAACGGCCCCCAGGGUGUACGCGCCUCGGUUCCCCAAGCUCAAGGAGGAGGGGUGGUGGCUGGUGCUUGGGGACGCAGCUUCCCGGGAGCUGAUGGCGCUGCGGCGCGUGAGCUUUGGGGGCCGCGGGACGACGGUGCGGCUCGCGUUCCCCAGGCGCGGCGCGGAGGCCGCCGCGGCGCGGGCCUUGGCGCUGGCGGCGGGCGGCGGCGGCUGGGCGGCGGGCGGCGCCGGCGGCGGGGAUGGGGAAGGGGCCCCCGACGACGAGGAGGAGGAGGAGGAGGAGGAGGAGGAGGGUUUCGACGACCCGUGGGCUCAUUUGGACGGCGGCGGAAGUGGCACGCCAGGAGGGGGCGACGGGGGCGUGUGGGAGGACGAGCCCGCCCACUGA